Molecule: messenger RNA, 1645 nt
Organism: Guyanagaster necrorhizus
Lineage: Eukaryota; Fungi; Basidiomycota; Agaricomycetes; Agaricales; Physalacriaceae
Product: FMN-dependent alpha-hydroxy acid dehydrogenase
Exons: 8
Coding region: 381-1547 (388 amino acids)
Molecular function (GO): oxidoreductase activity; FMN binding
Source: RefSeq, a predicted model, not a curated record
CUUUGCUCAAUUUGCGGGAAGCAGAUCCUGGAUACUACAGGCUAUGUCAUGUCGAGCAAGUAAGCCCGCAAAGUUUUAGACGGAUCACGGAUCUUUUGUUGUCAGUGUUGCUUGUGUAUACUUACAAAUGUGUUACCGUGUCCAUCGCUUCCAGGAUCUAAGAUUCAGGACGCUAUCCUCUUCCUUGGCAUCCAGAAAGGCCCAUCUUUUAACUGGCGAUACCCGGCACAUUUGCUGAUCGACCGAACCUUCCUUUCACGCGUCUUGUCUACCUCAGGUUUGGAUGCCCAGGUCCGUCGCAAGGCAAUCCAUCUGAAAAGCUCUUAAAGGAUUUGAAUUUAUCUGUCAACCCAAGCUACGCGUCGUUCAUUCUUUCAACCAUGAUCUCUACACUCUUUUACCUUUGGUUUUCGCUCCUUUUUCUUUUUUCCUUCGCGGUCGACAUCGACAUGGAGGGUCUGCCUGACACAGGCCUCGAUACCACAGACUGGGUGGAUGGAGAGCUUCCUCCUCUCGAUGACAUGUGGAGUCUGAAUGAUAUGCAAAUCGCUGCUAAGAAUGUCAUCGCGAAACGCUAUUAUGCGUCUUAUAGGACUGCAGCGCUCGAUGAGAUUACAUACCAGGCGAACCUGAACAUUUGGAAAAACGUCCGCCUCAAUGGCUAUAGCUUUCGGGAUGUUUCGAAUAUUGACGUUUCAACAUCUAUUCUAGGUUACAAUUUUUCCUUGCCUUUUUUUAUCGCCCCGGCUGCCAAUGCAGGACAUGCAAAUAAUUCUGCCGAGCUGUCACUAGCAACUGCUGCAGGAAAGGCAGGGAUUUUAUACGUCCCUAGUAUCUCCUCCACGAAGUCCCUAGAGGAGAUCGCAAAUGUCGCGUUGGACGACCAGGUCAUGUUUCACCAGGAAUACAUUUGGUCGAAUCGGUCCCGACUUGUAGAUGAAUUGCAGCGCAUCGAAGCUGCAGGUUACAAGGCCAUCUUUUUGACUGUUGAUAACACCGGAAUUGACGGCAUUAGGACACGUUCAUUGCGAUACACCGGUGAAAGCUCUGAGUCUGGGCAUUCAGCAACCUUCGACUUGGCCUCCCUUGCUGAGAUACGUAAUUUAACAUCUCUUCCUAUCGUUCCCAAGGGUAUCAAAACAGCCGCUGACGCGCAAACUUGCCUUGACCUCGGCUUCCCUGCAAUCUAUGUGUCGAACCACGGUGGACGUACCCUUGAUGGUGCGCCCACUGCGGUGGAAAUUCUCCUUGAUAUCCGUCGGAAUGCUCCAGAGGUGUUUGAGCGGAUGGAGGUAUACGCAGAUGGAGGAGUGAGGAGAGGAAACCAUGUGAUCACGCUUCUGGCGCUUGGUGCAAGGGCUGUAGGACUAGGCCGAAGCCCUAUCUUUGCGAACAUCUGGGGAGAGGAAGGCGUGUCAAGGAUGAUCGAGAUGCUCCAAACAGAGUUUGAGACGACGAUGCAGUUAAUGGGGGAAAGCAAGGUGGCUAACAUCAACUCGAGCUAUAUUAACACAAAGCUGGUCGAGUCGGUGUACUUUGGUAAUUAAAUAUUAUCUAUUUUUACAUCUAUUUUUUAUACUCUCGUUAAAUGGACAUUCCCUUUGUUGCUUAUUGGUUAAAAUGGUUCUUCAAUUUUGUUACGAGA